CAACCUGUUUUAUAAAGUCCGAAAUUUAUCAGCUGCUGUGACUCGGUGUCUGUCUGACUGUCACAGCAGAUGGAUGCAGCAGACUUCAGGUUCAGCGUGUCUCUUACAGCUUUAAACCUCCUCAUUAUACUGAUUUCCGCUCUCGCACCUGUUGAAGGUCAGUUUCAUGUGGUCGGAUCUCGCCAGCCUAUCAUAACCAGUCCAGGUGAUGACGUCAUCCUGUCGUGUCACGUGGAGCCAAAGUUUAAUGUGGCGAGGUUGACGGUGGAGUGGUCGAGGCCCGAUCGUCGUCCUGACCCCAACGGCCAUCUGAGCCGAGUGGAAUAUGUUCAUCUUUACAGGCACAACAAGGAGAUGACUGACAUGAAGCUCCCAUCAUACUUCGGGAGGACGGCGUUGUUCACAGACGGCCUGAGAGAAGGAAACAUCUCACUAAGAAUCACUAAUGUGACACAAGAAGAUGAAGGAAGAUACAGAUGUUUCAUCCCAAAGUUAAAGAGUCAAACAACGUCUUCAAUUGUUCGCCUGAUUGUUGCUAAAACUGUGACAACAGAGACACCACUGCAUCCUGAAACUCUCCAAACUCCUAAUCUGGCAGAAGAGUUUCACAGUAAAGGUGGUAUGACCCGUCGGAGCCGACUGAUCCCACUUGUGGUUUUCUGUGGGUUUCUUCUCCUCUGUGUCGCAGUCGCAGGAGACUGGUUCACUGAGUCAAAGCGUCAAAAAACAGAAGUAUGUAUAAAAACAGGCCCACUAGAGGGCGCCAUCCCCUCAGGCCACCAUCAUGAAGUCUGUUUUGGUCUGUUUGGUCAGAGACAUUCAUAUCAGUGUCCUCCCUGAGGUCAUUCUGUAGCUCUGGGAGUGCUCCUCCUGUUCCUCCUUACACAAAGGAGCAGGUAAUAGUUCUGCUGAUGGGUUAAGGACUUUCUAUUUCCCAAUGGCACUUACUGAUGUUCCAAAAAAAACAUUCCUUUCAGAUUGUUUCAGAUAUUUUUUUGAAGAACA
This is a messenger RNA of Pundamilia nyererei, 1005 nucleotides long. RefSeq names its product butyrophilin subfamily 2 member A2-like. The transcript has 4 exons. Gene Ontology annotation, biological process: T cell receptor signaling pathway; regulation of cytokine production. Lineage: Eukaryota; Metazoa; Chordata; Actinopteri; Cichliformes; Cichlidae. The record is from RefSeq and is a predicted model, not a curated record. The coding region runs from base 70 to 840 and encodes 256 amino acids. Gene Ontology annotation, cellular component: external side of plasma membrane. Gene Ontology annotation, molecular function: signaling receptor binding.